Molecule: messenger RNA, 1542 nt
Organism: Strongylocentrotus purpuratus (purple sea urchin)
Lineage: Eukaryota; Metazoa; Echinodermata; Echinoidea; Camarodonta; Strongylocentrotidae
Product: G-protein coupled receptor moody-like
Exons: 1
Coding region: 398-1468 (356 amino acids)
Biological process (GO): G protein-coupled receptor signaling pathway
Cellular component (GO): membrane
Molecular function (GO): G protein-coupled receptor activity
Source: RefSeq, a predicted model, not a curated record
UUUCGAGACACGAGCCACGGGCUACUGUAAUAACAACAUGCAAUAUUAUUGUGGGGGAGAUGAGUUGACAUUUUAGACAUGAAUAUGGCCGAGUCUCUUAGAAAUUCCACUGAUAUCGAUGCAAAUGUGAAUACAUCUAGUCCAUUUUACUUUCACUGACGCAAACAUAUAGCGUGCGAAUGAUUUCUAUACCCAUUGACAGGUGGGGAUUGUUGUGCGACAUUAUUGCGACAGAGAUGCUUUCAUCGUGAUGGUGAUCCUAACCAGACUCAAAAGCAACCGAAAGGCACUACUACGGCUUCGCCAAUUUUAGCGCCGCUUCACAUAUCGCCCGACUUUGACAGUGGCUGUACAACUUGAUCAUGUGCUCUGUAAAAGCGAGGAUUCCUUGACUAUAAUGGCCACUACUGUUUCUAUAGAAACCAACGCGACGAUACACUUUGAAUUUAGCCAAUAUGGCUAUCGCAUUCUGGCAGCAGGUAUCAUGUGCCUCGUGACAAUUAUCGGUGUGAUUGGAAACAGUCUCGUGGUCGUAGCUUUGUUUCUGUCAAAUAAACUCCAAACAACAACGAAUGUCUUUGUAGCGUGCCUAGCUGUAACAGAUCUCCUGAACUGCAUCUUCUUUCCGGUGCAAGUGAUCUCUCUUCUUGACAGCAAUGGCCCUCCACCGAUUGGGUCUCUAUGUGGAAUAGCAGGGGGAGUUAUCAUUACCACGAACAUAGCAAGUGUCGUCCUUUUAACUCUAAUUGCCAUAAACAGAUGGAUCAAAAUCACACGAUCACAUGAAACCUACGCUCGAGUAUACAGUCAAAGGAAUCUUGUGUUGAUGGUUAGCAUCAGCUGGAUCUACCCAAUCCUUGUUAUGAUCCUUCCCCAGAUGGCUGGCCUGGGCAAACUUGGCUAUUCCCAACGCUACAAAAUAUGCGGCUGGAGCGAUGAACAAAGGGGCGAGUUUUUCAUGUCGAUGAUGUUGGCUUUGUCAAUCAUUUCUGCUUUCGUCGUGAUAACAUCGUGUUACGUCGUCAUCGCCUUGCACGUUCAUAAGCAAGCUCGUCAGAUAGCUGCAGCGCGUAGCAACCAGACUUCAGCCUCCCAACAACCAGCGCAAGAUGAAGGUCCAGCCAUUGCUCCCACACAUGUAUCCGUCCGUCUCCGCAUAGUCGAGCCAGAGAUACGCGCAAACCCAUGGAAUGCGCGGGAAAUGAAAGUGACCAAAAAUCUUGCCACUGUCGUCUGUGUAUUCUAUGUCUUCGUCUUGCCUUAUGGCGUUUGCUCUGUAAUUCCAGGCAGUUAUAUUCCUUUUAUCUGUUUCACCAUUCUGAUUCUCAGUAACUCGAUGAUCAAUCCGGUUAUUUAUGGCUUCAAGCAUCCUGUUUUCAGUCAGGUUUUUCUUUGCAUCUUUCAAUGUCGUUUGGACAACGUGGUAGAGCCCUCUCGUGGAUUGAGAUACCUCCUGCGACACCGGUAAACAUCGUGAUUCUGUUACCAUGCUCAGGCGACAAUUACUCCAUGGUCAAUCUUCGUUCUACACUAACCGAAUUU